GGGGCAGCCAAUACGAGCAUCUUGUGGAGCUUGUACAGUAGCGUGGUGACAACGCGCCAUGGGCGCUCUUCCGUGCACUCUACAACCGGUGCCGCCAAUUAAAAAAAAUAUCCCAAAGCAAAAAAAUUUUAAAAAAUAAUAAUAAUAAAGCAAUUUCCUUUGACCCUUUCUCCUUUCGCGGUUUCCUGUCUACCACAGUUCUCCGUUCGUUCUACCUCUAGGGUUUCCUUCCCAGCAAGGCAAAGCGGUCUCCUCUCUCCAGAUUAUGUCAGAAGAGGCAGAGUACCGCUGCUUUAUUGGGAACCUCUCAUGGUCAACAUCUGAUAGACAUCUGAAGGAUGCAUUUGAGAAGUUUGGCCAUCUUCUUGAGGCAAAGGUAGUUGUUGACAAGUUUUCUGGACGCUCACGUGGAUUCGGGUUUGUUACUUUUGAUGAGAAGAAAGCAAUGGAAGAGGCUAUUGAUGCAAUGAAUGGAAUGGAUUUAGAUGGGAGAAAUAUUACUGUUGAUAAGGCUCAGAAUAACCAAGGCUCUGGUAGAGAUCAUGAUAGUGACCGCAGCCGUGACCGUGGCCGCGACCGUGAUAGUAACCGGGACUAUGGUGGUGGUGGCCGUGGAUCUAAUGGUGGAGAGUGUUUCAAGUGUGGUAAGCCAGGACAUUUUGCCAGGGAAUGCCCUGGUGAAGGAGUAAGAGGGGGCAGGUAUGGUGGCAGGGAUGACAAAUAUGGUGGAGGUGGUGGAGGUAAUCGUUAUGGACCUAAUAGAACUGGAGAUCGAUUUGGUGGGCGCAACAGGGAUGCUGGCAGUCGUGGGGGUUCAGGAGGUGAUAGGUAUAAUCGGGAUCGUUCUGGACCAUAUGAGCGCCGUGGAUCAGGAGGUUUUCGUUCUGGAUAGAAUUGAUGCUUAAUUGUGUUGAAGAAGGUGGAGGUCCUGCUGAUACCAUAUGGAAAGCUUUGGAGUUCCUUUCGACGGAUGCCACUGCCUCAUCAUCUUUUUUGGAUGGAUCGUAUAAUUUUACUGGAUUGGUUUUUGGAAGUGUGAAACUUGGCACAAAAAUUCAACUAUGUUAUGUUCCUAAAAUGCUCAAUUCGAUGUUUUGGGCCAGUGGAGUCUUAUGCUUACUUGACAUGCACUUUGGAAUUGGGUCUUGUGCUCUUUGAAUGCCAUUCUUGCUGCUGGAUUCUAGUGA
Messenger RNA from Malania oleifera, 1187 nucleotides. RefSeq names its product glycine-rich RNA-binding protein RZ1A. Bases 266 to 892 code for a protein of 208 amino acids. Gene Ontology annotation, molecular function: zinc ion binding; RNA binding. The transcript is spliced from 4 exons. The record is from RefSeq and is a predicted model, not a curated record. Lineage: Eukaryota; Viridiplantae; Streptophyta; Magnoliopsida; Santalales; Ximeniaceae.